This is a messenger RNA of Brassica napus (rape), 948 nucleotides long. RefSeq lists its product as uncharacterized. The transcript has a single exon. Lineage: Eukaryota; Viridiplantae; Streptophyta; Magnoliopsida; Brassicales; Brassicaceae. Bases 1 to 948 code for a protein of 315 amino acids. The record is from RefSeq and is a predicted model, not a curated record.
AUGAAGCCACCACAUGAGACUAUGAAGCCAUCACAUGAGACUAUGAAACCAUCACAGCUGCGGAAGAGUGAAACCAUUAAGUCUGGUGACAUAUUUAGUGGCAAGAAGGAACCAAUAGUGAAAUUACGCAAGGUUUCAGUGAUCGAAAGGUUUGAUUUCAUUGUCAAAAAGUCUUGGAGGCAAAUAUUUAACGCAAAAUGCUUCGUUGCUAGAUGUACCUGGAGUAUACGUGCUACAAGAAUGUCGACAUCAUCUCCAGAAUUCCUCGAUGGUAAAUAUACUGAUCUUCAUACAUGCUCUACGGUCAUUAGGUACUCUCGCCAACGACAGGCAAAUGCAAAAUGUAUUGGCCAGAUGUAUGUUGAGGGAUUUACUGGUGGUAGUGAUCUUAAAGGAAUCCGGCCUAAACAUAUAAUGGACUGUAUAAGGGUUGUUUAUAAACUUGACAUUAGUUAUACAAAGGCUCAUAGUGCAUUAGCAUAUGCACGAGAGUUGGUUAGAGGCACUCAUGCUAGUGGCUAUCGGUACUUGCCUUCAUAUCUAUACAAAAUAAAGCACGCCAAUCCAGGUACAAUAACAGAGCUUGAACUUGAUGCCAAGAAAAGGUUUAAGUAUUUGUUCAUUGCUUUUGGCGCAUGUAUCAAAGGCUUUCCGUUCAUGAGAAGGGUUAUUGUUAUAGAUGGAGCUAAUCUAAGUGGUAAGUACAGAGGUGUUAUGUUAGUAGCUGCAUGUCAGGAUGGAAAUAGGGGUAUAUAUCCUAUAGCUCUUGGGAUUGUAAAUGCAGAGGAUGCAGCUGCAUGGGAAUGGUUUUUUACUCAGCUGCGUGGUGUGGUUGGUGAUGGUAAAAAUAUGGCUUUCAUCUCUGACCGAUGCCCAACAAUAGCCAAGGCUCUUACGAAUGUUUUUCCUGAAGCUGAUAAGGGCAUAUGCUUAUAUCACCUUGGAUAA